This is a messenger RNA of Sporisorium graminicola, 1569 nucleotides long. RefSeq lists its product as uncharacterized. The transcript is spliced from 2 exons. The record is from RefSeq and is a predicted model, not a curated record. Gene Ontology annotation, molecular function: protein binding. NCBI's taxonomy places the organism in Eukaryota, Fungi, Basidiomycota, Ustilaginomycetes, Ustilaginales, Ustilaginaceae. Bases 1 to 1569 code for a protein of 522 amino acids.
AUGCAAUCCAUCGAUGCGGAACAAGUCCGAACCUCGGAGGCUGCUAACUCGGAUUAUCCGACACCACCAGAGCUCCACAUCACUGCCUGGGAUGCGCUCGUCAAGGCAGCAACGCUCACUGCACCGCACCUAUCCUUCGAAGUCGACAGUCCGACACAGUGCUCAUCUGCACAGUCGGAAGAGCAGAAGAAUGGAUUCUUGCUGGCAAAAACAGCCCAACAGCAGCUCAACGACUUUUACAGAAGAGCAUGCUGGGCGCCUGACGGCUGUAGCCUUCUUGCCAUCACAGAGUCACAGCAAAAACAUGUCUUUCACUACAGCCGCACGGACGACAGCAGCAUAGGCAAGCUGCAAUUGAGAAUCAAACUCAAAAGCCCCUCGCCUCUCCUCGAUGCCGUUUGGUAUCCGCUACCUGCCAUGGAGCAAUCGGCCGAUGAGCAAGCAGACACCUCGACUACAACGUGGUGCUUUGCUGAAUCGCAUCGGGAUCUCCCCAUUCGACUCACAGCGAGUGACGAUGGUCGUACCCGCGCAAGCUACUCGAUCAUGAACCACCUCGAGCGAUUCGUGGGUCCGCACUCACUCGUCUUCAGUUCGGACCUCUCCCGCCUCUACUGCGGUCUAUUUUCGUUCCUCGCUGUGUUCCCACUGUCGACACCUGGUCUCAACACGCAUUCUCUGAUCCCGCUCAAUUCCGGAAAACGGUCUGCCGGAGGACAGAGGGGGAUAAUCUCAGCGCUAGCAGCAACUGCACAUCCGAGCGACCCAGCGCAGGAGCUCGUAGCCGUGGGCACCUUCGAAGGCACUGUCGCCGUCUACGGCUUUGACCCAGUGCAAUUCCCUGAGCCCACCGAUCACACUGCAGCACGGACGCCAGCUAGCCACGACCAAGAGUCGCUCGCCCAGAGCUCAUGCCUCGCAGGAUGGCGAGAAGUCGAAGGUGACGGCAUUACACAGCUUAGAUUCCACCCACUCUCGCCCUAUGUGCUGUUCGUUGCGUCGAGGCGAUCAGAUUACAUCUAUGUCUACGAUACCCGUUACUUGAUGGGCGAUGGUUCCAAGUGGAGUUUUCGACCUCUUGCGCAGUCAGGUGCUGGUGUUCGAUCGGCUCAUUUGCUGGCCAAAUUGCGGCGACCGGGUGGAGCGACCCAUCAAAGGAUCUACUUUGACGUCGAUUGGGCCGGUCGAUGGCUCGCUACGGGUGACGAGCAGGGUAUGGUCCAUGUCUGGCGCAUCGAUGUCGGACGCUUUGUGGAUCAGACUGAUGUCGAGGCAUAUGACACGCACGUCCCGCAAGAGCUCGAGUUGACACCCGACCUCAGCUGGAAGGCGCACCAAGACGCCGUCGGAUCCGUGGCCUUUCAUCCCUACGAGCCAUUUAUCGCCUCUGUGUCUGGUUCACGGCGCUGGCCUGACCCGGGAUCUGCCAGCAGCAGCGAAUCAGAACAGGACAGCGAGGACAGCGACCCGGUCUCUCCCUCUAGAGACUCGCAAAGACCGUGGACGACCAACGAUGGCUCGUUGAAAGUAUGGAACUUUUCCGAUCCCCCACCUACUUCACCUUCCUGA